AUGGCGCCGUCUUACGGUCUCCCUUCAAAUACUAGAGACUCUCUGGAACUCGCAUCCCUGGCCAGCUCGAGCCAACUCAAUGAUGAGGGAGCUACAGAAAUCUCGUCCCGGCCGAGCAUAUCAUCAUCGCGAAGACUGUCGCUCGAGCUUGAUGACCCUUUGAACAGCGCCAAUCCUGCAAGCAGGAUGAACCGAUCGUACUCAGUGUCGUCGGCCUUUGACUUCUCUGCCAAUAUGUUCCCUUUGAGCUCGACCGCGGGCGCUGAAGGAUAUGCCCCCAUUGGAGCGCCAACUUCAAGGGCAAGACCGAGCGGUGGCUUGGGAGGAGGAUCGUUGGAGAAGCACAAGACCUUGACAUACUUGAAUGGCCUGUCGCUGAUCGUUGGACUCAUUAUCGGCUCGGGCAUUUUCUCAUCGCCAGGUGCUGUGAGUACAAGGGUUGGCUCGCCUGGUGCUGCAAUCCUUGUAUGGAUUAUCGCAGGUAUUCUCGCAUGGACAGGUGCUGCAUCAUAUGCUGAACUCGGUGGCGCAAUCCCACUCAACGGUGGCGCUCAGGUGUACUUGGCAAAGACGUUUGGCGAGGUAUUAGGCUUCCUGUUUACUUGGGUGGCUAUGCUGGUCCUCAAGCCAGGAAGCGCUGCUAUUAUUGCCAUCAUCAUGGGAGAAUACUUCGUCAGAGCCUUUAUUGGCCCUGAUGCUGAGCACGUAAGCCCCUGGAUCAACAAGGCUGUUGCGCUCGUAGGUCUCUUCAUCGUAACGUUUCUGAACUGUGUCUCCACCAAGCUGGGAACACGUGUGAACGAUACACUCAUGUUUAUGAAGUUUAUUGCCUUACUGGGCGUCACCGUUACCGGUGUUGUUGUUGCCAUCACUGGGAAAACCCUCAAGGGCAAGUCAGAAGUUGAUUGGAAGCCACACCAGCUGUUUGACAACACGUCGACAGACAUGUCUGCUUGGGCUCUAGCACUUUAUGCUGGCCUUUGGGCUUACGAUGGCUGGGACAACACAAACUAUGUUGUUGGCGAGUUCCGAAACCCUACUCGAGACUUACCUCGAGUCAUUCAUACAGCCAUGCCACUGGUUAUUCUCUGCUAUGUGUUGGCCAACAUUGCCUACUUCCUCGUUCUGCCUCUCGAGAGCAUGGAUGGCUCCAACACAGUUGCUGUCAUGUUUGGUAACCGAGUUUUUGGUUCCGCGGGUUCACUCAUUCUCGCACUCAUCGUCAGUGCCAGUUGCUUUGGUGCCCUCAACUCUUCGACCUUCACGUCCAGCCGUCUAGCAUACGUUGCUGGCAAGGAGGGUUACAUCCCUGCCAUCUUUGGCACCAUCGGUGUCGGAGGCAAUGCACACGACAAUGAGCUCAACACUCAGCGUACGCGAAGCUGGUUCUCUCGUAAGAUGCGUCAAAUGUUUGGCGAUGAGGACGCGGGACUAUUUUACACCCCUGUGUAUGCACUCAUCCUCAACCUUGUUCUUACCAUAGCAUACGUGGUUGUCGGUGAGUUUAGCACUCUCGUAACCUUCUACGGUGUCGCGGGCUAUACCUUCUACUUCCUCACGGUCCUUGGCCUGAUUAUCUUGCGUGUGCGUGAGCCUCAGCUUGAGCGUCCCUACAAGACGUGGAUCACCACACCCAUUAUUUUCUGUUGUGUGAGUCUAUUCCUCCUUAGCCGCGCUGUCUUUGCACAGCCCUUCCAGACUAUGGCCGUCGUGUUCUUUGUGGUCGCGGGUGUUCCAGUUUAUUUCUGGCGCAUCAAGGGGCGAGAUGAGCAGGUCUUGCGGAGGAUGGGCCAGCCUGGCGUGCAAAAGAAGUGGUGGCAGUUUUGGAAAUGA
Messenger RNA from Fusarium sp. VM40, 1833 nucleotides. The record is from the annotation of a GenBank genome assembly. Lineage: Eukaryota; Fungi; Ascomycota; Sordariomycetes; Hypocreales; Nectriaceae.